CGUAAGGAGGUUUCUAAUGACCCUUAGAAUUAGGGAAGAUAACGGAGGCGCAUUCUCCAGGGAAAGGCGAUUGCCUCGGAGAAGAGCGGCGAGGCCCUGGUCUCGUUUUAUGUAGGGGAUCCCAAAUGCUGCCCAACACUUUGCUUGCCGGUUUCCAUGGCUCUCACAUUCCCAGACCAGUCCUUCCUGGAAAAGACCAACCAAGGGUUUCCCUUACCCCUGUCUUUCAAGGGUUGUGUAUAUUUUAAAAGGGUGAGCCCUUCCCUCAUUAGAGAGCUGGAUGAGGUGCCGUAUUCAGACAGACCAUUCUGGGGAUCCCGUCCUCUGUGGCCAUCUGCCUCCCUGGACUCUGCUGUGCAUGCAGAGUCAGGCACAUAUGGCAAGAUGCUAGGCACUCCAGGCUGGGAGGAUUAAUUUUUAAUGUUUAUGUAAGACAGAAGAAAAGGAUGUCAUUCCGUAAAGUAACCAUCAUCAUCUGGGCCCUGGCCGUCAUUCUCUUCCUACUGGCUUUGCACCAUAACUUCCUCAGCUUGAGCAGUUUGUUAAGGAAUGACGUUUCAGAUUCAGGAAUUGUGGGGCUUCAGCCCAUAGACUUUACCGCAAAUUUUCAUCAACAUCCAGUAAAUGAGAGACAAGAAGAGAUUCCCGUGGUUAUUGCUGCCUCUGAAGAUAGGCUGGGUGGGACCAUUGCAGCCAUAAAUAGCAUUCAUCAAAACACUCGCUCUAAUGUAAUUUUUUACAUUGUUACAUUCAAUAGAACAGCGGACCAUCUCAGGUCCUGGCUUAACAGUGGUUCCCUGAAAAGCAUCAGGUACAAAAUUGUAAAUUUUGACACUAAACUUUUGGAAGGGAAAGUAAAGGAGGAUCCUGACCAGGGGGAGUCCAUGAAACCAUUAACUUUUGCAAGGUUCUACUUGCCAAUUCUGGUUCCCAGUGCAAAGAAGGCCAUUUACAUGGAUGACGAUGUAAUUGUACAAGGUGAUAUACUUGCCUUAUACAAUACCCCACUGAAGCCAGGACAUGCUGCUGCAUUUUCAGAAGACUGUGACUCAGCUUCUACUAAAGUCAUGAUCCGUGGAGCAGGGAACCAGUACAAUUACAUUGGUUAUCUUGACUAUAAAAAGGAAAGAAUUCGUAAGCUAUCCAUGAAAGCCAGCACCUGCUCCUUUAAUCCUGGAGUUUUUGUUGCCAACUUGACUGAGUGGAAAAGACAGAAUGUAACUAACCAGCUGGAAAAAUGGAUGAAGCUCAAUGUAGAAGAGGGACUGUACAGCAGAACCCUGGCUGGCAGCAUCACCACACCUCCUCUGCUUAUCGUAUUUUAUCAGCAGCAUUCCACCAUUGACCCUAUGUGGAAUGUCCGCCACCUUGGUUCCAGUGCUGGAAAACGGUAUUCACCCCAGUUUGUAAAGGCUGCCAAGUUACUUCACUGGAAUGGUCACUUCAAGCCUUGGGGAAGAGCUGCUUCAUAUGCUGACGUUUGGGAGAAAUGGUAUAUUCCAGACCCAACAGGCAAAUUUAGUUUAAUCCGAAGACAUAUGGAUACCUCAAACAUAAAGUGAACUACAAUCUAAGCUAAACAUGACACUCAGGAAAUCCUGGAAGACACACUAUGUGGGAAGAUAACAGUUGUAGGGCUUGAGAGUCUUCUCUGUACCAACCACAGAAAACAUGUCAGCUGGGUAGAGAUCACAGAUCUCCAGAUGACUACCAAUGUCUCCAUCUGCCUUACCAAAUGUUUGCUUACUUACUAUACUGCUGACUGACCUGAAGGACAGAAUGAGGACACCAGCCUAAGUUCAUUAAGCUGCUGUAGGUAGGAACUGCUGUUUGGUUUUAGUUUUGUAACCUGUGGCCUGGUUUGUAAAUAAAAUAAAACUUUCCAAUAGA
Messenger RNA from Rattus norvegicus (Norway rat), 1890 nucleotides. NCBI's taxonomy places the organism in Eukaryota, Metazoa, Chordata, Mammalia, Rodentia, Muridae. The record is from RefSeq and is a predicted model, not a curated record.